AUGAGCUUUCAGGAUCUAGAGGCCGGAAAGCCGUUGAAUUCACGGAGGAAUUUUCUCAACGGCAACAAGGAUGGAACACAGGCGGUGGCCUCCGGCAUCUUUCAGAUCAACACGGCGGUUUCCACCUUCCAGCGACUCGUUAAUACUCUCGGUACCCCUAAGGAUACGCCGGAGCUUCGUGACAAGCUGCACAAGACAAGAUUACAUAUUGGGCAGCUGGUGAAAGACACUUCGGCAAAACUUAAGGAAGCAAGCGAAUCCGAUCAUCGUAGCGAUGUUGCUCAAAGUAAGAAGAUUGCAGAUGCUAAACUUGCAAAGGAUUUACAAGCAGUGUUGAAGGAGUUUCAGAAGGCACAGCGGAUUGCAGCUGAAAGAGAAACUACUUACACUCCUUUCGAUCCAAAAAGCACUGUUUCUUCAAGUGAAGUAGACAUUGGUAAUGAAAGAUCACAAGAGCAGCGUGUCCUCAUGGAAUCUAGAAGGCAAGAAGUUGUGUUGCUUGACAACGAAAUUUCAUUCAACGAAGCGGUGAUAGAGGAAAGGGAACAGGGGAUACAGGAAGUACAGCAGCAGAUUGGAGAAGUAAACGAGAUAUUCAAAGAUCUUGCGGUGUUGGUCAACGAUCAAGGAGCCAUGAUCGAUGAUAUCGGUAGCCAUGUUGAGAAUGCACAUUCCUCAACAGCUCAGGGGAGGUCUCAUCUCGUGAAGGCCUCCAAGACACAACGAUCAAACUCAUCUCUGAUGUGCUUACUGAUGGUGAUAUUUGGUAUCAUUCUCCUCAUCGUUAUCAUAGUAAUCGUAGCUUGA
Messenger RNA from Microthlaspi erraticum, 807 nucleotides. Lineage: Eukaryota; Viridiplantae; Streptophyta; Magnoliopsida; Brassicales; Brassicaceae. The record is from the annotation of a GenBank genome assembly.